AUACACACCGCCGAGGCUCAGCCUUGUGCCUCCGGAAGUCACUUCGAAUAUUGUCUGUCACAUUGGACCGUUGAACCACAGAUUUCUCACAAGCCAUGACGAUAUUUAAUUCAGAUUAUCAAAUAGACAUCCCUAAGCAGGACAUACUCACUUUUCUAUUCACCAAGACGCCCUUCAAGAACAACGACCCGAUAUGGCUCGACGCCAUCAACCCAAAACUCAACGUGACACUCGCUAAAGCCAAAGAGCUCACACAACGUAUCGGCCAGGGUCUCCGAGACCUCGGUAUCGGGAGCAAAGAUGGCAGCGAGGACAUUGUCCUCUCGUACAUUGAGAACCAAGUUAUGGUUGCGCCGACCACAUUUGGCGUCUUAUGUGCAUCAGGCAUCCACGCGACAUGUCCCAUGACGGCAACGGCGUUCGAGCUCGCCCGGCAAAUAAAGCUGAGCGGUCCGAAGAUUCUGAUAUGCUCACCACAGACGCGAAAGGUCGCUGAGGAAGCGAUAUCGCAAGCUGGCAACAACAAUAUCAAACUUCUUGUCAUGAUGUCGGAGUCGUUAGAUAUCGUGGAUGCGAGCGGCAAGUCCAUCAUCAGUGACAAACAUUUACAAUGGCGGAGGAUGACGGACCCAUCGGUCCUGGAGAAUACAACGGCAUGCCUAGUCUAUUCGAGUGGCACUACGGGCGUGCCAAAAGGUGUACGAAUCACCCAGUCAAAUAUUGUGGCCAACCUAUGCCAGAUGGCUUACCACUUCGAUCACUUCGCAGGCAAAGCCAUCGCGGAAGGCGAAUAUCUCCGCAUGCCUGGCAUCAUGCAGAACGCUGUGGUCCUCGGUAUUACCGUGCAGACCAUGAUGGCCUUGCAGUGCGGCAUACAAGUGUACAUGUUCAAGAAAUUCGACUUCGACUAUCUGAUUCAGUGCAUACGCACCUACAAGUUCUCCACGUUCUUUAUGGUUCCUGCCGUCUGGAACAGGAUAUCGAAUGAGUGCUCAAAGGAAGAUCUGGCGUCAUCUCGAUUCUGCAUGAGUGGGGCGUCGCCGCUGCCGCUGCCUUUGCAACUCAAGGUGCAGGAGAUGCUGCCUGAGGGUGUCAUGCUCAGAGUCAACUGGGGCAUGACGGAGACUACGACGGGUGCGGCUCAGCCUGCGCCUACAGAAGUCGACACGGAGGGCAGUUCUGGGCGAUUGCUGCCGAACUUGCAGGCAGUUAUUCUCGGUGGUAACGGAGAGACACUUGGAGUCAAUGAGGACGGAGAAUUGUGUGUGAAGGGACCCAAUAUCAUUCGUGAAUACUUCAAGAAUCCGGAAGCUACGAAGAGUGCCUUCACACCGGACGGCUGGUUCCGUACUGGUGAUGUCGCGCAUUUCUCGGAAGAUGGGAAACUUUUCAUUGUCGGACGUUCCAAGGAACUUCUCAAGUAUAAAAGCCACCAGAUAUCUCCUACCGAGUUGGAAGGCGUCCUGGGUUUAUUUCCUGGUAUUGCUGAUGUCGGCAUCAUUGGCGUUCCUGACGGUAAUGCCAAUGAUCUGCCGCGGGCGUACGUCGUCAUUUCACAGACCAGCCAGCCAGGGUCAGUGACGGAGAAGGACAUCCAUGAAUUCCUGAAUCCCAAAGUGAGCUCGUACAAGCGUCUAAGGGCCGGUAUUGCUUUUGUCAAGGAGAUUCCACGAAACCAUAACGGUAAGAUUAUGCGGAAUGUCUUGAAAGAGUGGGCCGAGAAGGAUGUCCAGAAUAACGGCAGGGCGAAGCUGUAA
Exophiala viscosa is the source of this 1757-nucleotide messenger RNA. RefSeq names its product 4-coumarate-CoA ligase. The transcript is spliced from 3 exons. Lineage: Eukaryota; Fungi; Ascomycota; Eurotiomycetes; Chaetothyriales; Herpotrichiellaceae. Gene Ontology annotation, molecular function: CoA-ligase activity. The coding region runs from base 96 to 1757 and encodes 553 amino acids. The record is from RefSeq and is a predicted model, not a curated record. Gene Ontology annotation, biological process: secondary metabolic process.